Symbiodinium sp. CCMP2456 is the source of this 591-nucleotide messenger RNA. The record is from the annotation of a GenBank genome assembly. NCBI's taxonomy places the organism in Eukaryota, Dinophyceae, Suessiales, Symbiodiniaceae.
GCACUUCCUUUCGGAGAUGCUGAGUCAGUCCAAUGCGGAACGCCAGCGACCCUUCCUACCACGGAGGACGAUGCGGUGAAGGAGGCGGCAGCUCUGGUCCUCUUGCGUCAGAGGCUCUCAGAACUGCGAGACCGGGCGCAGACGGCCAAAUCGGGCCGUGAGAAAGCCGUGGAAUACCGCGAGAAGCAGCAGAGCCGAUUUCGGGCCGUGCAUCACAAUGUGGAGAAGCUGGAGGCCGACGUCGCGAAGCUCAAGACGAGCAUCAAGAACACCUAUCAGCAGCGUGACAAGAUCAGCGAGGAUCUUCAGAAGGUUAACCUCCGCGACGCGGUGACCGAAUACUGGGAGGUUGUGCGGGAGUCGCCGGCAAAGGCCCUGGACACUUUGACGACCUACGUCGGUUUGGUCCCAGACGUGGCGCGCGUCCUGACUGAAGUCGCGAGGCUACGCGACAGAGAGCGGAAAGUCGCUGAUCAGGACUUGGUCGAGGCGUCCCGAGCCGAACAGCGCUACAAGAAGGCGCGCCGCGAGAUCGAGGAACUGGAGAGGACUGCCAAGGCCCUGCGCGAGGAGUUGGAUGCUGCUGGCUGA